GUUUCGACAUAAUAGGUCCGUGGUUUUCGAUUUGGUAUAUGAUCAUGGUCCCUGGUAUGAGCAGACCAUGCAGCAGAACGACUUCGAGGAAAUCUUCUCCUUAGGUCUCUCAAUCUAGUAAAGAAAUAUGCUGUCCAAAAGGAGAGCAAUGAUUUACAUCGUGCUUGCUAACACGGUGUUUAUAUUUUUCUAUUUAUUCGGGACAACAAGUUUGCAUCUGGAUAGUCCGCUCCAAUCUCGUUCUAAAAAGAAAUAUGAGACGACUACUGCAUUAGAUCGCCAUGCUACUACUACGCAGAGCAUACCAGAUAACGUUGAUGACAAAGUGAAAGGAAACCCUGCCACGAUCCAAAAGCCUUCAUCUCGAGAGGCACUUAGUUGGAGAAAAAAAAUUCAUUGGGAGUCCAAAAUAGACCAGCAUGACUAUCGCAUCCUCAUUAACCCUCGGAAUAUAUGCAAGCAGUCGGAAAAUAUAACUUUGCUUAUCCUCGUCAAGACAAGAGUGAGUAGCAUAGAAGAGAGGAAUAUAAUCAGAGAAACGUAUGGUCAUGGUAUUGUGAAGUAUAAUGUGUCUGCAACGAUUCUAUUUCUACUUGGAAGAGAAAGUACAUAUAAUUCAAUUGCACAGGUUGAUCUCCAGAAGGAGGCUGAUCUACACGGAGAUAUUCUUCAAGAGGACUUCAUAGAUACCUACUACAAUCUAACCAUCAAACUAAUUAUGGGUUUCAAAUGGGCAUCGAUGUCCUGCAGUAAUACUUACUUUGUAAUGUCAACAGAUGAUGAUUGCAUCGUCGACAUCGUUAACCUUGCCAAUGAUCUCGAAUCAAACACAUCUUCGACGUUUCUUUCGAAUUUUGCCCUGGCCGAGCGAGCUAUCAACUGGUUUCCGCACCGCGAUCCUGGUGAUAAGUGGUACACUCCGCGGGAACUUUAUUCGGCUGAUCGCUGGUUACCCUUUCCUCGGGGAUACGGUUAUGUAGUUUCCAGAGAGGUGGCCCAUCUUCUUUACCAAGCUUCUCAGAAGAUUGCUCCACCUGCACCCUGGGAUGAUGUCUACUGUGGUAUACUCUUACAUUCGUUGGGGAUAGAGAUGCAAGAUAUCAUAGUUUGGUUUAAGACCAAGCGUGCACUUGCCAAAUUAACAGCACCAUUGAAGGUUCAGGACCACUAUGUGAUUGGGGGAAACGGAAAUACAAUGAACAUGAUGAACACAUGGACGGCAGUUGAAAAGAGGUACCAGACAUAAACAUGAGGAUAUAUAAGUAUAUUAUUAUGAUGAUGAUUUCCCGCGGGAGUUUCCUGAUUCAAGAAAUGUAGAUGCAACAUAGUAUCAAACUUUAUUGUACCCAGUUGCUGAGUUGAAUUCUUUUAGCCGAAAUAUAUGAAAAGCCAUUUUCGCAAAAUAAUAAUGUUGACCGAAGUAUCAAGCUUAUCGACGCGCUGAACACCUCUCUCUCUCUCUUAGCUGAUCCCUCCACUAUUUGGAGAUUCCUAGGGUCCAAGGUAAACAGAUAUGUUCCAUAUACGCUGUCAUUCUGGUUUAGGAGGUUUGAACCAUGUCAGUACGGAAUACAUCAAUUUUGUGGAGGAAAAAGAGAGAUAAUAGGAGUAAACUAUUGUGUAGUUCCUUGGGCAAACAAGAGUGAAAUGGUAUAAGGGUGGCCUGAGUAAAGUCCAGUGGGUUGGCAUUGACAUAUAGAUCGACACAUGUUGGGAAGUCCACAAGGCAGUCCUUGACUUUGCCAAUAAACACUUGACGGAGAUGGUCUAGCUUGGGACACCGUGAUGUCAUCAUCAGCAGUCGCACCUGCUGUGCACCGACAAAUACCGCCACCAUAGGGCUUUCUUGAAUAACCUGUUUUCCAAGGCUCUGGAACAAAGCUAAUCUUGUUCACUUCCUGGUUGAUUUUAUAUUCCAUCUUGCCUUUCUCUCCCGCAAAGCUGGACAUUUACUGGAAAAGCCUAUAGAAUUUAGAUUUUUAUUGAGUUUCCACAGUUAUUUCGAUAAAAAGUGUAACCUUAAAAUGGCAUAUAUGAAUAUCAUACAUGGGGAUAACAAAAGUGAAGGUAGGGGUCUACUGCUUGUCCCCUUACAAAUAAAUAGGCCUACAUUUAAAUGUACACAUGUACAUAUAAAGUAAAAACACUAAAAAGCAAAUUUGUAUAACUAUUUUAUUAUUGUCCUAAUCGUCAUCUUCGUUUUCAGUAUUAUCGGCAUUUCUGUUAUUUAUAAUCUGUUAUUAUUGAUGGUGUAGGUCUAUUAUUAAUGGAAAUUAAGAUUUUCCAUUGCUUCGCUAAACACAUUAAAAGUGAAACGCAGAAAAACGAUUUUAACCGCUUAAGAGCUAUGAUUUGAAAAGUGUAUUUUCUUUUGGUAGAUAAAAUACUUUAUCAUAGUAUUUAGAUUUAUCAUUGUGUGCAGAUUGUGUUGAAUCCAGUAUGCGAAUGCAUCAUUCGAUCAGUCACAAUUGCUCCUGUUAUUCCUGUUAUCAGAAUGAGUAAGAAAAUGUGUUCAUUCAUGAACAAAGUUGAGUCAGUUUAAACUUUGCUUAACAGUAUUUAAUCCAAAUGGAAUGUAUUUUGAACGUAUACGAGAAUGAGAUCUAAGACCACGCUUGACUCAACUGUAUGCUGAAUACAAUAGGCACGGAAUUUAUUUUUCUCCAGUUUAGUGCGUCAAAUAGCUUGGCUUUCGAUGCUGCGGCUGAGUGAUUUUUUUUUGUCACGUAAAUGGUCACUUGAUUGAUGAUGCCCAUUUGCACUAGUGCCCAUUUGUAUGAUGUGUUUUUGUAAGUCAUAAAGGCUGAUUUUGACUAACCGAUCUAGGGCCGUUUCACAUAAGAUGGUAACUUUGUCAGCGACAACAAUGGUAGCACAGCCUAGCAACCAAUAUAAACUCAAGGCUUCCAUGGUGGUUACUGCAAUGGCAAAGUUACCAUAGUUGUAAGAGCCAAAAAUUUCCCGGUCAUAUCAUGGAACAGGCAAUGGUGUCAUAAGGCAAAAUUUUUGAGGGGGGGUAUGGUAUAUCGGGCUAAAAAUAAAAGUGCGAGCGUGCAAAAUGUUGACAUUUUUACUACAAAAACCCUAUUUUGUGAUAGAUUUUGACAUAAUGUUAAAGAAAGAUAUCAUAUUUCACCCUUCUCUCUUUUUUGUACGCCACGGUGAAUAGGAUUUUUGUUAUGAUUGUGCAUGCGCAUCAGGGCGAAGCUCUAUAUGCUCGAGGGGCCCAGUAUGGCGCGUUUGGCAAGAAGUAGCUUAAUAUAAGUCCCGAGCGAGCGAGAGAGAUAAAAAAAAUCCCCUUUUCACAUGAGAAUCUAACAUGAAGAUAGACGUGAU
This is a messenger RNA of Lytechinus pictus (painted urchin), 3336 nucleotides long. RefSeq names its product beta-1,3-galactosyltransferase 5-like. Gene Ontology annotation, cellular component: Golgi membrane. NCBI's taxonomy places the organism in Eukaryota, Metazoa, Echinodermata, Echinoidea, Temnopleuroida, Toxopneustidae. The transcript has a single exon. The record is from RefSeq and is a predicted model, not a curated record. Gene Ontology annotation, molecular function: hexosyltransferase activity. The coding region runs from base 128 to 1246 and encodes 372 amino acids.